This is a messenger RNA of Symbiodinium sp. CCMP2592, 1056 nucleotides long. NCBI's taxonomy places the organism in Eukaryota, Dinophyceae, Suessiales, Symbiodiniaceae. The record is from the annotation of a GenBank genome assembly.
AUGGUGGGGAACCUCCUCAACCCUAUGGUGGCUCUAUCCAAGCCGGUGGAGGAAGGGGAGGUGGACAGGGAGCCCCACCACUUGGCGGCUCGGUCUCCGGGCAGUGACCCUCAGGGGGCUGCUGAAUUGCUAUGGCAGUGUGCUCUCGGCCAAGGACAUCUGGAACAUGGUGGGACCGACCAAGAACGAGGGCCAGAAGAAGUUCCAGAGGGGUUUUCCCCUGGUGCGCUCCAAGGCGGUUGCCGGGCGGCCCGCCGCAAGGACUUCCUUGACCUGCGCCUGAAGGCUAAGUCGUGGAUGGAGGCAAGGGGGUUCGGAGAGCCGAAGUGCCCGGAGGAUUACGCGAUCAUCCUCCGCCGCAUGAGCUUCGAGGAAAGGCUUCGGCUGCGGGCGGAGUACGACCACAGAGUCACGCUGCCCAUCGAUUCCCUCCCGCUUGACCUCAAGGCCUUCUUCUCGGGCAAGCACAAGUGGGCGGUGGCCUUCCAGUACUACCGCUGCACUGGAGGGGCGUGGGUUAAGGCCCCGGACUUCGUGGACAGGCCCAACCGGAGGCAUUGGAUCCACAUGGAAUGUGGCAUGGUCCUCCCGGCCCUGUCAGGCUUCGACUACACCAGGGUUGGGUCUAGCAAGCGCUCCAAGAACCGUUAUGCCUGCACCCUUUGCAGGACCGAAUGGGGCCGGGAUUCGGCGGAAGGCAAGUGGCUCAAGGGCCACGAGAUGCACGGCUGGCUCCUGGAGAUUUUCGAUGGCGAUGUGGUCCUGCAGGCCAUCGUCACGGCUCCACCGCAGGCAGAGCGCGAGAGGUGGAUCCAGGGGCGUAUGCUCUUCUGUCGGAAGUUCGAGGGCACGGCUCCGCUACUUGACGCGGCCCCACACAAGAUGCCGGGGCAGAAUCCCUCCCGCAUCCGUCUGGGCCCUGACGCUUCCACACAGCUGUGGCGUCUGGUCUUCUCGGAGCCCUCCUUGGAAGCUCUCCAAUCUUUGGAUGUCUUGGCUGAUGCGGUCAAGGAAGAGCUUACGGCGGAUGUGGAGAUGAAGCCCUCGGCCCCCUAG